GCUUCCGGUUCUCCCCUACCCCCGCUUCCGGGGAGCUGAAAAAUCAGAUGUGACCCGGCUCGGACUGUGACAGAGCUGGAGAGGGGAGGGGGCUUCAGCUUUCCGAGAUGGCUUCCUUUGGGUGGAAGAGGAAGAUUGGUGAGAAGGUGUCGAAGGUAACAUCUCAGCAAUUUGAAGCUCAGGCUGCUGAUGAGCAGGAUCUUGCUGACAGUGAUGAAGCUGAAUGGUUCCAUGACACUAAAAGAAAAAAGGGGCUUCUCCUGGAAGAUUGUGUGGCCAAAAGUAAACAUCUGAAGGAUGAAGGUGCAAUUUUGGCUGAGAAUGAAAGGUACCGGGAGGCUAUUCAGAAGUGGGAUGAAGCACUUCAGUUAACUCCAGAAGAUGCUACUCUCUAUGAGAUGAAAUCACAGGUGCUGAUGUCUCUGCAUGAAAUGUUCCCUGCAGUGCAUGCUGCAGAAAUGGCUGUCCAAAGAGAUCCCCAUUCUUGGGAGGCGUGGCAAACUUUGGGACGUGCCCAGCUUGGAUUAGGAGAAAUCACACUGGCCAUCCGAAGUUUCCAGGUUGCCUUGCAUAUCUGUCCACUAAGCCCUGAACUGUGGGAUGAAGAUCUGUCUUGGGCGAGGAAAUUACAGCAGCAGAAGAAAGCAACCAAAGCUGAGACAGGGACGCAAAGCACGGCAUCUCAGGGAGAGACUUCAGAGGAAGCAAUCCCGGAUUACGAUUUUGAAAGUGACGAGAUAUUAGCGGUGUGUGCAGCCAUUGCCGAGAAAGAGAAAGCCACAUUGGCCUCUAAAACUGUUGUCAUCGUCUCUGCUUCCGGGGAGGUUGAGACAGUAACUGAAAAGAAGGAAUGUGCAACCACAGCCCCUGACGGUACCGUUUUUAUCAAAGCACGGUAAAGGGCACCGACUCUGCUGAUUGACAGCCGUGCCUUUGAAAUCCUGUUUUCCAACUUUCCCCUAUGCUGUAGCCUGUUUUUGGAUCAUCUUGCACUGGAGUUCAUCUGCCCCCAACAAGUUAAGCUACAGUAGCUGCAGUUGCUUCACUUUACUUCCUGAACCCCUCGCUACCAAUAUCUCAAGGUAGGGGAGAAAGGGCUUAAGGGCCAUAGCAGUGCCCUGGAAUUACGACAGAGCACCUUGGAGGCAGAGGUGGCUUCUCCUGGACAUGUUGGGUUUCCUGAGAUGGAGAUGAUGGUUUUGAGCUGGAAGUUGGGAAAAUGUGCAUUCCUGGUCCCAUAAACAGCCCUUGGUUAGGUUUUCCUCCUCUGCCUUACUUUGUCGUUAUUCUUGUCAUGAGGAGGAGGGAAAAGGAGGCAGCACCAAAGGGACAGGAACACAAAACAAAGAAAGGUGAAAAGGUGGAGGCCGAGCCUCAAAAUGAUGCUUAGAAAAGAACUUAUCGCAGUACGUGGUAUGCCAAACAUGUUUCAACUUAAAGCCUCUGGCGACAAGAUCUGAUUUAAUCAGAUUCCACUGUUACUGCAGCAGUUUAUGGUAUCAGAUGUUGCUUCUGAUACAAGAUGCUUCAAUUCUUUUCUUUUAAAAAAAAUCCAGUUACAAAAGAAUUCCCUAUUUGCAGUUGAAUGGAUACACGUGAGGAGUACAGGGUGCAAAUUGUUCCCUUCCUUUCCUGCCAAGAAACAGGUCUUGUUUCUUCACAAAAAGUAGUGCACUGUAAAGUAACGGUCAGCAGAAGUUUGGAGUACAUAUAUUGUAGUUAUGACUACCCAAAUAUGUUCAUUAACUGGAUUGCCCUGCUCAUCUUCUUGUUUCUGGGGUGUGGAACAAGUUGGGCACUAGGUUGUGGAAACAACUAGUUUUUACUACUGCAAUUUAAAAAUGAAAUGAAAUAGAAUCUGCAAAGAAACAAGAUAAAAUGCAAUGCCCUCCAUAAUAUUUGCCCUCGCGUUCAUGCCAUUUGUCCAAGUUGUUGGGUCAGGUUUGAUGAAAUUCUAGUAUAUUGAAUAAGGUGUAUGUGUAAGUGUGCUCUUUUCUGUAAAUUCCCUUGUAAUCUCAAACCAAAUUUCUUUGUAAAGAGCUCUGCACCACAGUAGCACUUCUCAGGUCAUCCCAUGAAAUCUUGGUAGCCACGCUUAAUUUAAAAUUCUUUUAAAAAGCCAGUAUUGAGAAAUUGUUUGACAGUAAAAUUUGGAAUAAACUCAGUUAUACAAACCUGAAUUAAUAAUCUUUUGAAUAAGUGCAUAACAGGUUGAAAAAAAUUGCUUUUGUAAGGUCCAUUGAUUGUCAUAAGAUUCAUAUGAAAGGUUUUUCAUAUAGUUUCCCACAGAUCAAUGAAGUCUUUGACUCAAAUCACCUUGUUCCCAUAAUAGUUCCACAUUUCUAAUUGACCUAGUCAUCACUUUAAUCCACCUAUUUCUGUGCAUGAUCACUCAGAGUAAGUCACAUUGAGUUUAAAGGGACUUAUUUUCAAAUAAAGAUGCAUAGGAUUGUACCCUAUGAGAGACUGGGAAUCUGGGAGCUACAGUGACAUUUUUCAUCAACAACCUCAGGAGAAUCUAAGCUGCUGCUGGUGUCCUUGUUCCUGCCAGCUUGAACAUGGAAAGUGUCAUCCUGAAUUCAUUUAAGCUUACCAGAACUUUUUUGUUUCAGUGUUGUGACUUUCAUAUAUGCACCACAGUAUGAUAGCAAUUGAAUUAAAGAGGACAGAAGAUCAAGACUUCCCUCUCAGAUAUGUAACUUCAACAGAUAGUCUCAUGAAGAAGUAGCCGUCGGUCACUGUUCUUUAGCUACUGAUAUUUUAUCCAUUCUACUGGCUUUAUUUGUUUUAUCCUAAUUUCAUAUCCCUGAUUGUUUUGCAUGCCUAGGUUUGUCACUGAAUAUUCCUGUGUUGUAAUUAAAGUUGGCUUACUAUGAGAA
Podarcis raffonei (Aeolian wall lizard) is the source of this 2879-nucleotide messenger RNA. RefSeq names its product tetratricopeptide repeat domain 33 (gene TTC33). The coding region runs from base 108 to 899 and encodes 263 amino acids. Gene Ontology annotation, molecular function: protein binding. Lineage: Eukaryota; Metazoa; Chordata; Lepidosauria; Squamata; Lacertidae. The transcript is spliced from 5 exons. The record is from RefSeq and is a predicted model, not a curated record.